This is a messenger RNA of Phymastichus coffea, 1294 nucleotides long. RefSeq lists its product as uncharacterized. The transcript has 2 exons. Lineage: Eukaryota; Metazoa; Arthropoda; Insecta; Hymenoptera; Eulophidae. The coding region runs from base 81 to 1196 and encodes 371 amino acids. The record is from RefSeq and is a predicted model, not a curated record.
GGAACAUCGUGAAGCCGGCGUCUCAUUAUCUCUUCAGAAUAGUAGGUGUAUAAAACUAAAUAUCAAAUUUCACUUGCAAAAUGUUUGGAUAUGUACUUUUUAUGAGCUUCUGGUUAGUAACCACUCCAGGAUCGGCUCUUGAAUGGCUGACAGCACCCGAAAGAUUGGUUGGAUCCGUCGCCAGAUUAUUUUACACAGAAGAGACAGUAAAAUGGCAGCAUAUAUUGCGUCUUAAGAUAGAAACUGUGCCGUUCAAGGGUAAUGGUAUAGUGUGUUACUUCAAUAUAACAAGUCGCCCAAACGUUGCUGUAAUGAAUAUCACUUCAUUUAGACGACUCGAUAAAAAUCUAAUUGUGCUUUCUUGGUACAACGAAAUGGCUCACGGUUAUAAUCGCCAAACUGAAAUUGCAAUAAUAAGCUCGAAUAAUUGUACUAGAAAUGAUCUUAAUUUGAUAGUCGAAAAUGCUAUCGUUCUUCCAUCAGCUGAUAAUUUAGACAUUUUCUUUCAAGACUCCAGCGAUCUUUGUUCUGUUAAUCAGAAUAAUAAUGACACCCGCUCCAUUUAUCGAUGCUGGUACAGCUAUUUUACACAGGACAUUAGCAAUACUCCUAUAGCAAGCGUAGUAAUGAAAUUUAAUGUUAACCUCGAUUGGUCGAGCAUGCGGAUCGAUCGAUUGCCAUCUAAAGAUUUUGUUGUUCGAGGAUUUCAAGGCGAACUUUACAAAGUAUUGAAAAUGGAUCAUUCUAACGGUAAAUUUAAGGAGCUGAUGUCACUAAAAAGUCCUAAUCGGACUUUACAAAUGGCUUCCAGAGGUUUGACUUUUUGCUGGGUCGACAAUUCUGGUUAUGAUAAGAACAUUAGUUGUAACCAAUUCAAUAACCGAAACAAGUUAGUUUAUUCGACUACCGCUUCGUUUCACGAACCUAUAAUAAUUAAAUACGUACAAUCUGAUUAUGAAGGGCAGAUUAGCUGCUUGGUUGUUAAAGCUCACUGCACAGAUAGAGAAGAUUGCUGGACAUUUACGCGGAAAAAUUUUUAUCGCAAAGGUAAUAGAUCCACAAAAGAAACAGAUGUGAUCAAUUGUAAAUCAAAAAAUAGGAAUAAUUUUGUGUUUUUUGGUUUUCUGAACAAUACUUCUUCUGUAAGUCACACAGUCAUCUGUACUCGGUCAGGGGAUGUAUUAGGUAGUGAGUGAUAUCGAGAUAGGGAUAGUCUCAUCUAUGUUGUAUAAGAAGCUCCACAUCACUACGAGAAGCAAUUUUAGGUUAUUGUUACAUAUCUAAAUAAAAUAUA